CCGCCCGCAGGUCCCCUCCCCCCCCCCCCUCCGACCUCCGUCCUCCGACCACACCCACACUCCGUCCCGGUGUCCCCUCCCCUCCGUGUGUGGUGUCUUCGAACUUUUGUCCUGGGACACGAACAACUGGACAACGGCGACGACGACGACGACGACGACGACGACGACGACGACGACUGCCUCGGGCCGACGACAACAAAUUCAUAAACACAAACACAAACAACAAACACAAUGCAUCUAGCACAGCUGCGGCAGCCUUUGACGAGGGCUGCUGCCAACAGCUGCCACUCCGUCUGCCGGUUACCCACCACCCACUCCUCCGUCUCCGCGACCGCAAUCCUCUCCGAGCAGUUCGCCCACCUCCGCAUCGGCCCAUCAAGUAGCAAUGUUGCCGUCGAGGGUCGCCGUUAUGCCAGUGUCAAGGCCCAGGGUGCCUACAGGCUCAAGCCCAAGAGGACCAUCCCCAAGAAGCUCGGCGCAAAGAAGACGGGUGACCAGUACGUAAUUCCCGGCAACAUCAUCUACAAGCAGCGCGGCACACUAUGGCACCCCGGCGAGAACACCAUCAUGGGCCGCGACCACACCAUCCACGCCGCCGUCGCUGGCUACGUCAAGUACUACCGUGACCCCCAGCUCCACCCGGACCGUCAGUACAUCGGCGUCGUCUUCAACCGCAACGACAAGCUCCCUUACCCCAAGGACGCCCCGCGCAAGCGCAAGCUCGGCCUCGUCGCCGUGCCCCGCAAGGUUGAAGAGGUCGAGAAGCCCACCAUGUCCGCCUCCGGCCUCCCCCUCUUUGUCACCCGCCACGAGACCAUCGAGAUCCCCCCACCAGCAGUGACGACGCCCGCCGCCGCCGGCAAGGCAGUCAAGGGCCAGGGCGCCCGCGUAUCAGCCUCCGGCGCCGCCGCCGUCCCUGCCUCCAGCAGCACCAUCUCCGCCUCCGCCUCGUCGAACAGCAACAACGGCGGCUCCUCCGUCAUUGCCGAACUCAUCAAGGAAAAGCUCGCCGCCCGCGCCGAGUACAACGCCCGACAAUCGGCUCUGCGCAAGCUGCAGCAGCAAAAGAUGCUCGCGCGCCGCGGCACGCGUGUCCUGCGUCUGAUGAACAACUACAGCUACCGCGAGACCAACUGGGAGAUUGGUCGCUUGAUUGGCGACCCCGGUUCCGUGCCUGGUACCGAGAAGGUGGGCAGCAGAAAGGCCAAGUUCCGCGCGCGCAGGAGGAGAAGAAACACUUUCUUGCUUGGCAUCAAGGAACGCAAGCUGGCCAAGGCGGAUAGACGUGAGGAGUACAGGAGACGUGUGCGCGAGAAGAGGGAGCAGAGGUUGGUGCAAAGGAAGGAGUUUUUGGCCAAGCAGAGGGAGGCCAAGAAGGCCAGGGAGGGUGGUGCCGCUGCUGAGAAGAGCGAGAAGAAGGAGGUGAAGGCUGAGAAGCCUGCUGCUGCUGCUCCCAAGGUUGAGAAGCCCAAGGCUCCUGAAGCCGCCAAGAAGGAGAGCAAGCCCAAGGUUGAGGAGAAGAAGGCUGCUGCUGCUGAACCCAAGAAGGACUCCAAGACGGAGAAGAAGGACUAAGGGAUGGAGAGGGUGUUAGAAUACGUAAGGUGAUGUACCACCAUGUGUUAUUAUUUUACUAAGAUCUUUGUCUUUUUCUGCCGACCGGGUUUCGCCGUGGAAGUUGUUUUCCCUUUCACUUUCCCUUCAUCGCUUUUUGCGCCGCAUGGAAACAGUGAGGACAAUGCUCUUGGCAUUUUUCAAGGCUGGCCGUGGACUUGACGGGCAUCUGGUUCGGGAAUUGUUUGCUGUUUGAUGAGAUGGCACAUGGCAAAAAUGUUGUGUGGAUAUGGCCACAAGUGAUCAAGUGAUGUUAUACACGACGAUGGAAGUGCGAUGUUGUACGGUUUGAUACGGUUGGUGAGCUCGAUUGUUUUGCUGAGGCGAUGCUUUAGGAGAGAUUGUCUUGAAAGCUCUCUAUUGAACAAGCUCGAGACAGGCUUCCCCCUAUUAAAAGCAGGAAAGACAUGUUAUAUUCCGGAUAUGUGCAGCUAGUGCUGACAUAUGGCAGAUAUUCCGGAUAUCGUCGAUUGCGGAUCUACGGUGGACAUCUCCCGAUGAGGUUCUGCCCCCAACCUCCUAGGCAGGGGCCUGAUCGAAGCAUAACAGUCGACAACAGUGCUCGUUAAAGUGUUUGGAUGACACGGCGGUCAUUGCGUCAUGGUCAAUUACGUUGUUUGCGGUUGUUUUGUCGUGAUGAUGUUGAGGUAGCAGCCGCUCCCCUCACCAAGGGCAACGAGUGCUUCGGGGAGGCUACUUAUGGCGACACUCGGUUCUAAUAUGCUCGUGCGGUCACCUACCUUCUUUCUCUCGCUUUCGUGUUGCUAUUAAUCUGCUUCUCCUUCAGAUUCUACUGUGGUAUUUGUUAUCGAAUGUCCAGCAGCCCUCGGAACUCGAGCCUCUUGGUACCAGAAAUAGACCGAUUUUCUUCUUCUGUCAUCAACUAUGGAGGCUCUACUUCGUCUUUGAAGGGCCCUCCCGACGGCGACUGCAAGACCACGGUGUUCCCUCUCGACUUGACCACGACCCUCCCC
Neurospora crassa OR74A is the source of this 2588-nucleotide messenger RNA. RefSeq lists its product as hypothetical. Gene Ontology annotation, molecular function: structural constituent of ribosome. Gene Ontology annotation, cellular component: ribosome; mitochondrial large ribosomal subunit. The transcript has 2 exons. Gene Ontology annotation, biological process: translation. The record is from RefSeq and is a predicted model, not a curated record. The coding region runs from base 232 to 1575 and encodes 447 amino acids. Lineage: Eukaryota; Fungi; Ascomycota; Sordariomycetes; Sordariales; Sordariaceae.